Molecule: messenger RNA, 1032 nt
Organism: Biomphalaria glabrata
Lineage: Eukaryota; Metazoa; Mollusca; Gastropoda; Planorbidae
Exons: 7
Coding region: 19-1032 (337 amino acids)
Source: RefSeq, a predicted model, not a curated record
UUGAGUUUGUGUAUUGAGAUGUUGUUUGAGACACAUUGUUAUAGUUUGAAGUAUUCUAGAUCUAGUUUGAUUAUAGAAUUGGUGUUGUUGGUUUUUGAAGCUUACCUCUGUUUAUGUAUUCUAUUAUAUGGCUGCUUCGGUCAAAGUAUGUUCCCUAAUGACUUAACCGGCAAGUGGACAGUGACUGGACAAAAAGACUUUGAUUUCAGUCAAACCUCGUUGCAGAACUACCCAAUUUGCCACACCGAGUCAAGCACGUGCGAGACGUUCCCUUCCACGUGGAAUGUCGUCUUCAAUGACAGCUAUAAGGUUGUUCUCAGGUCCCUUACAUUUCAACUGGCCAGCAAUGCGAAGGACACGAGUUUUCAACUGUACACAUGCCUCUAUCUUCAAAAAAUAGCAAACGGGAUGUAUCUUGCUUUCCAGAGCCCUCGACUCAAAAAUCGUUUUUACAAUGAUUACGUGCUGGAGCGAAUGGAAUUUGAAGAAUUCAGCAUUUCAGCCGUCUGCGACUUGCCAGAUAAUCCACUUCCGGCUGCCAGAAACUUCCUGCUUAUUAAAAAAGACUUUGUAAAUAUUCAGAAAUUGGAUCCUCAUGUGUGCCCUACAAAUCUAAUGGGCAACUUUUCAGGGCUGGAGGAUGGGCAGGAGGAUGGUAUUGUGUGCUGGGCAAAGAUUGAAGCCUGUGCCUACGACGGCACUUUUCUUGCUACCACGAACUGCACAGGUGGUAUGUUUAAUAUACCCAGAAGAUUAUUUAUAGGCGCUAUCAAAUUGAAGUGUCUGUACAGCCAAAACGAGGCGGGUACUGAAAGAGUAACUGUUCUGUUUCUCUCCAACAAUGAGAUCUUUCUCUCAAGCGUGUCUCUGCAUUUUACUGAUGACAGUCAGCGGGAGCUGAUCGUGAAGCAAUUUGUGAAAGAGAAACUGUCUGUAGACAGUAACAAGGAUGAACUGUACCGUUUCCAGCUAUCUGGUGAGUCUACAGUCUACAUUGGUCGUUGUGGCUCGUGUCUGCAUAUCACUGGCUAG